AAAUUAUAUUAAUCCUUUACUACGGACUACGAUCACAGCGUCCGCAAUUUCUACGCGCAUUACCUUCUCAUAAAAUUAUUAGAGAUAUCGAGGCGCGUCGAUUUUUUCUUUUUAUUUUUUUUUUUUGCGACGCGCGACAACUCGCCCUUAUCGCUUUAUCCGCGAUAAGCGGAGAUUAGACCCAUAUGUCAUAGAGUGCUGGAUGGACAGAUAAACGGUGUCAUACCGUCCUGGUUUGACGAAGAGAUUGCGCCAUGCAAUAAUGCGAGAUACACUCCGUAUUUAAAAUUACAUCAUCGUCAUUGUAUAUUAAAUCUCUCUCUCCCGCAAAAAAAUACUCUUUCUCACACUAUCAAGUAUCAUUAAUUUUUAAGAUAAUGCGAUCUUUUUUCUCUUUUUCGCACCGGAUGAUGUGUUUUCACGGCGAUAAUUGCAUUUGUGCAACAAUUUAUAAUCUACAUAUAUAUAUAUAUGUGUGUGUGUGUGUGUAAAUUGUUGCAUAAAUAAAUACAGAUAGUGAGGGGAAACGUUACUUUAUCAAGUGCACUUAUAGCAAGCUCCAUUCGGUAGCACUUGUCGGUUAAGCCGCGGAUACUUCAUCUCGAGAGUCUCUUGUCAUUAACAAAUUGUGAGGUACAACCGACGAUCGAGUAGCAACAACAAUUGACCGAUUAUCUUUCUAUGGUUGUUGCCACUCUCAUUUGCAAUUCAGGGCGAGACACGAUCAGUCACGAUCCGAGAUUGUUUUCUGAAAUUUUUUAUUCUUAAUCUUCUAUAAUUUUUCAUGUUGAGAGGAUGUACUCUCGACGCGAUAAUUUAUGACAAUUAUCCGAGUAUACCAUGUAUACUGAUACCGAAAUUGAUCAACGAUUGAAACUGAAGUAUACAAUAACCAAAACAAUAUAAUUAUGAAAUAAUAUCGAUAAUAUGAUAAAAAAAAUACAUUCGUAUUUGUCAAAAUUAUGCUGUGUCAGCUUAGCCUGUAGGUAAAAAAUUCCAGCAUGGCAACUUAUUAUCUCUCGAUCGCGAUAUCUUGAAAUCAUUUAGUACGUGAUAAAUACAGCAAUUCACAAUUUUCUUCUUUUUCAUCACACAUAACUGUGUGCGAUUAGCAGACGGCAGAUAAAGAUUGCUCGUUUUCUAAUCAAGUGACACGUGAGUUGCAUAGACGAGCAACACAUUUGAAAGAUAUAUACUUUACAUUUAUAUAUAUGAUCCAUAAAUAAAAUCGCUGAAUGCCUUUUUAAUAAUAGAUUUUUUAUUUAGAGUUGACUUUUUAGUAAAUUUUAAUUUAAGACUUGGUUACAAAGAUAUAUAUAAUGCGAAAAGUUGGAAUAACGUUCCUUAACUUUCACUUUUUUGUAUCUGAAUUUGAGAAAUAUAUCGAAUAUUGAACAAACAACCUGUCAUUAAAAGGUCAUCCGGUUUUGAGAUACAGAGUGUAUAUAUAAAAUAUUAUAUAAAAAUCGUGUUUUAAUUUUAAUAUUAUAUAAUUAAGAUAAUCACACAUGUUAUUUUGUGAAGCACAUACAUAAUUACAUUCUUCAAUUUAUGAUCGUAAGAUUAAAGCAGAAUAAAACAAAUACCGAUAAGAAGAAAGCAUUAAUUUUUUUGGAACUUAUUUAAAUAUAUAGAUGUAGAGAAAUAUAUGUAUAUAUACGAUUAUAUACAGUGCGUAUUCGUUUCUCGACAGGUCGAAGAGACUCGAUAUUUCGGCGCCUCUGACGUUACCGAUUUGCGGUAGUCAAACUAAUCUAUGUAGGUGUUAUCACGCAGAUAACGUUGCCGGAGCUCCUAUCAGGUAGCCAUAUUUUUGAUGCAAUAUAUAGGUGAUCGAUAUAUCGCCACAUAGUUCUCAGUAAAGCGGCUAUCACGAGUCGAAUGAGAGUAAUUUGGUAUUCUAUCUCGCCAAUAAUUAUCAUUAUUAAAUUCCACUUUCGAGUGCCAAAAGAGAUUGGAAAAAAAGUGAGCCUUUGAACUUCAUUAUCGAGAAUCAUUUUCUACACCUUCCGUAUUUAGUGGCAGUCGCAUUAUUAUUUGCUCGAUUUUAUCAAGCAAUAUGUUUUUAAUAAAAUAUUGCAAAAUUGAUUUUUCAAAAGAAUUGCAACAUAUGUGAUUUAAGCGCGUCGCAUUGGAUACACAAAAGCUUCGUUCUUCUUCCUCACAUUCUGUUUCAUCGAAAAGCAAAAUUUGCAUCGCGCAAAAUCAUUACUCCAAGAUACGGGAUGAUGCUUCAACACGAAAUACACGUCGAAUUUUCGAGGAACGCGAGUAUGAAAUCACGCUGGUCUCUCGUAUCCGAAAAAAAAGGUACGCACUGAGACAAUAGGAAGAAUUUUUCUGGCUGCCCUUCCUGAUGUGUCUGUCGUGACGGUACUUUUCUGAUCUCCGCGGGAUAUUUCUCAACUUUUUCUACUGGACCCAUAGCCGGCACAUUCGGAACAACAAGAAGAGGAGAAAGUGAGAAAAAUGGCAGCUGGAUACGACGAUUGUUACGACGCUUCCUGGCAUCUAAUUCCGCCGGAUUACGUCAGCAACGAGGAGGAUUACAGGCUGCUGGAAAGUAUGAAAAUGCCGGCUAGGACAUCCGGUUUUGCCAUUAGCGACAUUUUGGAAUUAAACGAUGCCAAACCGUCGCAAGAGGAAACAGAUGUGCAAGGUGCCACGACGGUUCUGCCAACGGCAAGCGACGUGCCGUUAUCUUACCAACAAUUUUUGGAGCAUACGACCGCCAUGCUGCAACCGGCUAUGCACGCUAAUCUGAACAGGGGUACGUUGCCGCCACCCCCGCCUGGAUUAUUAGGUUGGCCAGCUGGACCAGCACUACCGACAGCGUUAUCUCAACCCUUGGUGGAAGAGGUGAAUGUUCUCCAACAACCGGACUCGACGAGCCCGGCGAUCUCGGACAUGUCGUUCCCGUCGCAGCAGGAGAACAGUCACGAGUCGUCCAAGGACGAAGAGUCGCAGGACUUCGAGGACGAACAGCAGGUCGGCAACGAGACGGCCCAGCCCCACGAGACCGAGCACAAGAAGCGGAAGCGACGCGUCCUGUUCUCCAAGGCGCAGACCUACGAGCUGGAGCGACGUUUCCGUCAGCAGCGUUACCUGAGCGCGCCCGAGCGCGAGCAUUUGGCCUCCAUCAUUCGUCUAACGCCCACCCAGGUGAAGAUCUGGUUCCAGAAUCACAGAUACAAGACGAAGAGAGCGGCGAGCGAGCGCGUCGAGGCCAGCGGCAGCGGAUGCUCGCCCAGGCGGGUCGCCGUACCAGUGCUGGUGAGAGACGGUAAGCCCUGUCAAUCCAAGCUGAUGGAGCCCGCGACUUAUCCCGGAAGCGGCCAGGUCCCCAUGACGCCGUACAUACAGAAAUAUUGGUGGUAGAAAAGAUCGGGCUGGGGGGUUGAAGAAGAGAGAAACGGUUCGCGCGGUGAAUGAUCAUUGCGCGAAUCAUCGGCGAUAAAGACGCUGCUGUGAUAAGAAGAUGUGAAAUAUAAUUGACAGACGGAUGUGAGAAACUCGAAAUGGAAAAAUUUCUAGCAAUGUUGAGCGCGAAGAGAGCACGAAAAUUCAUGAUGAUACACGAUAUAGUGUGUACGAUGAUUAUGUGUUAAUAUUUAUAAAUUAACUGGACAUCGUCGAAAAUACAUUCGGAAAGACAAAGAGUUGAAUCAACAAACAUGAAAAUUUAUAAUAUAAUUGAAAAUAAAUAUCUCAAUCAACUGAAAAGAGGAUGAAAGAAAAUUGAUGAAAGAAAAAUGUUAAUACAUCGGUUCUUUCAACUCUAUAUAUGUUUCUCGAUUUCUAGUGAAUAAUUGAUGCAUAUCUACUCGGACUCUCCUGAUGCAAUUCAAAUGUGCGACGAAAUUAAAGAGACACAUAGCAAUGACGAAAUAAAAAACUAAGUCCACUUACAAAUUACAAAAAGCGUGACCAGAUGACAACUGAAUAAAUUUAACUAUCGUGUGUAUUUCGAGACUAUCGAACUUGAAAAAGUACAACACUUCGAAUAAAGCACGACGUUUUCUAACAUUUCAUAAAAUACACAGUGUUCAAUGAUACUGACUUGUUAGGAAAAUGAAAAUAUUUAAAACAAUCGAUACCUUUUUAAAAGGAAGAUUAUUGUCGAAACUUGAUGCGGAAAAUUGCUGUUUUACGACAGCAAUAAAUAUUCAUUUAAGUCGGCAUAUAUUUUGCCGCGUGCGAUGAAAAAUGUCCACAGAAACUUUAGCAAAUGAGACGAAAAUUAAAAAAAACAUUCAAAAAUAUAGACGACAGAAUGUAUCCAUAAAACAUAGCAAGAAGAUAAAUUUAUUAAUAAUGUGGGACAAAUAUUCAUAAGAUAUAUCGCAAUCGAACUUUAAUAUUUCAGAAGACAAGCAAAUAUCACGAUAUAAUACUUUAUAAAAUUACUUACGUAGAACACAUUAUUGCGUAUAAAUGAAUAUUUAUCUAAAAAACAAAAUGUCGAUAUCGACAAUUCGAGGAAUGAUAAAACCUGAAUGUUCAAAAUGCAAGUAAAUGUGGAAGAUUAAUAAUGAAAAUGUAAAGUAGUUUAACGAAAAUCUAGAUAAUUAAAAAACUGCGAGCCCCUCGCUCGCAAUUCUUCAGUUUCUUGAAUUAAAAUAAACUGAAAUCCAGUGUGCUGCAAUUGAAAGUUCCUGCGGCUAGUGUUGAUAUUCAUAAAAAAAAAUUAAAGACAGUGCGAAUACCGUCGAAAACCAAAGAUCGAUUUCGCGUACGAGCUAAUUUCGCGUAUGAACUAAAGCUUGACGUGAAUAAGUAAAUUAAUUAUAGAUAUAAAAAACGUGUAGAAAAGAGUUUCUCAUUAAACGAUAUCGAUGUCACGUUCUUACGAGAUAAGGUAUUUGUACAAACUUGUUACCUACACAAUAUCCCGAUGACUUACGUAGAGUUCAAAUUUAGUCCUUAGAACGUGUGUUGUAGAAAAGAAUAUCGUAAAUGCAAAGAAUUUCGAUUUAAUCCUGAAGUGCACAAUGUCGUCUAACUACCACAUAAUUAAAUUCGUGCACAUUUAACGUCUUUUUUCGAACUUUUCGAUAAUAUAUCACAGGAGAAUGAAUUACUGCCAAUGAAUUAAAGUCGAAUUCGUGAUUCAAUUGUGUAUGUAUGUAUAUGUGUGUGUAUAAGAAGUAGCAUGCAGAGUUCCAAAAAGUCAUAAUCUUGAAAUUGGAAAGAUAGAGCGAUGUCCAGAAAUACUAAAUUUCGAAAUUUAAAAAUUAUGUGCAAAAAAUUUUAAAUAGUCAUAAUUUCCAAUUAAGACAAAUCAAGACAAUGUUCAGAAAUACAAUCUUUCUUAAAAAUAUAAAAUAGAUAAAACUACAAUUUCGAAAUCAGAUGAGUAAGUUAGUCCAAUUGAUUAAUUCAUAGCUAAUAUAUAAUUCUGCACGUAUUUUUCUCGUGUUCUUGAAAGAUUCACGAUAUAUGGUGUGUUUAAUAGGUUUUCAAAGAAUUUCACAUUCGCAAGAUAUAUAUAUGUAGCUACGCGUGGUUCUAUAUUUCUCGAUUAUCUGGUACGACAUUUUCUUUUCUCGCAAUAGAUUUUACGCGAAAGAGAGAACAAGUGGCCAGUUUGGACGAUACAUUUAAUGAAUACGUAUGUCAUCCUCGUAGCGUAAAAUUGAAUAUCUUCAUCGGAAUUAAAUAUGGUUUUUCUUAAUAAUUUUCUUGUAUAUGUACGUACUUGGAAAGAGUUAAUUAGAUAAGGAAAACUUGCUAUGAGAGCGGAAUGAUUUCGUUGAUAUUAACACAGACUUUGUAAAUUGUUAUCUUAAACUUAAAUUCUUUAUCUUAAAAUAGUACCUCGAUAAUACAUGUGUAUGCUGAUCAUGUUGCAUAAUUAUUAUGAUGUUGAUGUCAUAAUAAAUCGAGGAUGCAAAAUAAUACUGUGAGCAAUCGCAAGAAUAUAUUGCACAGUGUUUCGUCCUUAAUUAAUUAUAUAUAAGGUGUAUAUAUGUACAUUGUGUAUGAUACGUAUAGCAAACUAAUAUAUCAGAACCGUAUUUAAUAAAUCUGGAUCCUAAAAAAAGCAAA
Messenger RNA from Formica exsecta, 6048 nucleotides. RefSeq names its product homeobox protein Nkx-2.5-like. NCBI's taxonomy places the organism in Eukaryota, Metazoa, Arthropoda, Insecta, Hymenoptera, Formicidae. The transcript has 4 exons. Gene Ontology annotation, molecular function: RNA polymerase II cis-regulatory region sequence-specific DNA binding; DNA-binding transcription factor activity, RNA polymerase II-specific. Gene Ontology annotation, cellular component: nucleus. The coding region runs from base 2470 to 3378 and encodes 302 amino acids. The record is from RefSeq and is a predicted model, not a curated record. Gene Ontology annotation, biological process: cell differentiation; regulation of transcription by RNA polymerase II.